UAAUUUCCUUUUCACAAUCCUCUUUUCUUUUAAAACUGUCUCAGAUAUAUGGAGCCACAGAAUCUAACAAGUGUCUCAGAAUUCCUUCUGCUGGGCCUUUCUGAGGAUCCACGACUGCAACCCUUCCUGUUCGGGAUGUUCCUGUCCAUGUACCUGAUCACUGUGUCUGGGAACCUGUUCAUCAUCCUGGCUGUCAGCUCUGACCCUCACCUCCACAGCCCCAUGUACUUCUUCCUCUCCAACCUGUCCUUGGCUGAUUUUGGUUUCAUCUCUACAACAGUCCCAAAGAUGCUGGUCAACAUCCAGACACAGAGCAAAUCUAUCUCCUAUGUGGGCUGCCUGACACAAGUGUCCUUUUUUUCUCUCUUUGCAUGUCUGGACAAUGUUCUCCUUACUGUGAUGGCUUAUGACAGGUUUGUAGCCAUUUGUCACCCCCUACAUUACACAGUCAUCAUGAACCCCCGCCUCUGUGGCUUACUAGUUUUGAUUUCUUUUUUCAUCAGUCUUUUAAAUUUCAUAUUGCAUUGUUUGAUGGUAUCACAACUUACCUUCUGCACAAAUGUAGAAAUCACUAAUUUCUUCUGUGACCCUCCUCAACUUUCUAACCUUGCCUGCUCUGACAAUUCUACUAGUACCGUGUUUUUAUAUUGUAUCGGUGCCAUCUUUGGUGGCAUUCCAGUCUCAGGGAUUCUUUUCUCUUACACUCGAAUUGUUUCCUCCAUUCUGAGAAUUUCAUCUUCAGGUGGAAAAUUUAAAGCCUUUUCUACUUGUGGUUCACACUUAUUAGUUGUUUUUUUAUUUUAUGGGACAGGAGUUGGAGUGUACUUCAGUUCAACUGUCACAUCAUCUGCCAGGAAGGGUGCAGUGGCCACAGUAAUGUACACUGUGGUCACCCCCAUGCUGAACCCCUUUGUCUACAGUCUGAGGAACAGAGAUAUGAAGAGAGCCUUGUGGAGGCUUCUAGGCAAAGCAGCCUAA
Messenger RNA from Chrysochloris asiatica (Cape golden mole), 978 nucleotides. RefSeq names its product olfactory receptor 7E24-like. Gene Ontology annotation, cellular component: membrane. Bases 49 to 978 code for a protein of 309 amino acids. Lineage: Eukaryota; Metazoa; Chordata; Mammalia; Afrosoricida; Chrysochloridae. Gene Ontology annotation, biological process: G protein-coupled receptor signaling pathway. The record is from RefSeq and is a predicted model, not a curated record. The transcript has a single exon. Gene Ontology annotation, molecular function: G protein-coupled receptor activity; olfactory receptor activity.